ACCGUUGUGGCUUCCUCUGUUUCCAGAGGGUUUCUUAUCUAAGAACAGAAACAAGAAUCGGAAAAUCUGGGAAAACAAACACAUUCUUUAGAAAAGUGAUUGGAGAUUUGAGAUCGAAGACGGGAGGAAGAUGAAGCUAGACGACGAAUUCGGACACGACAGGGAUCAUUCGUUUCUUACAGAUGACGAGGAAAACCAGGCCGAGCUCGCUUGUUCCGACGACGACGACGGUCACUGCGAAAACUCCGAUUCCACUUCGCCGGUUUCGCGAAACCAAUCCGAUAACAAUCCCGCUCCUUGGCCUCAGAGCUAUCGACAAUCUAUGGAUCUGCUCACCGGAAUGACGCCACCUGCGGUGAGUUUCCUGCCUCAAAGCAGUUCGAUCUCGUCUUUCCUCAAGAGGCGUCAAAGUUCGACUCUCGGGUCAUUUUCUUCUUCCGCAAGCAAACCCCUUCUUUCUCAAUCACCCUCCAUUAAAGACGAGGUUCCAACGUCUGCAGUAUUACAAGACAAACCACCAUUUCCAUAUUCUCAGCUCAAACUCUCUGUCACCGAUCUUCCAUUACCAGCAGCGAACCUCUGCUCAUUCUCUCAAUCCGUUCUCAAUGGAAUCAAUGUUCUGUGUGGAGUUGGUUUACUGACAAUGCCUUACGCUGUCAAAGAAGGCGGGUGGCUGGGAAUGUUCAUACUCUUGUUCUUCGGUAUCAUCACUUGUUACACCGGAAUUCUCCUGAAAAGAUGUCUGGAAAGUUCUCCCGGCCUCCACACUUACCCCGACAUCGGCCAGGCCGCCUUUGGCAUCGCCGGCCGCUUCAUCAUCUCGACACUUCUGUACGUGGAGCUCUAUGCAGCUUGUGUGGAAUACAUUAUCAUGAUGAGCGAUAACUUGUCAGGCCUUUUCCCGGACACUUCUUUCACCAUCCUCGGAGUAUUUCUUGAUUCUAAGCAGAUCUUUGCUGUCUUAACCACUCUGAUUGUCCUUCCGACAGUGUGGCUUAGAGACCUUAGCUUACUGUCAUACCUCUCAGUUGGAGGAGUGUUAUCUUCCAUUUUGCUUGCUCUCUGCCUCGUUUGGGUCGGAGUGGUGGAUGGAGUCGGGUUUCACACGGGCGGAGAGGCUCUGAAUCUCGGUAACUUACCCGUCGCUAUCGGAAUUUUCGGGUUCGGGUUUUCCGGUCACUCUGUGCUUCCCAACAUCUACUCUUCCAUGAGAGAGACUUCAAAGUUUCCCCUUGUGCUUGUCACCAGCUUCACUUUCUGCACGUUCUUGUACAUAGCAGUGGCGAUCUGCGGAUAUUCAAUGUUUGGAGAGGCGAUUCAAUCUCAGUUCACAUUGAACAUGCCUAGCCAGUUUGUGUCAUCUAAACUCGCAGUUUGGACAGCGGUUAUAACACCGAUGACGAAAUACGCGUUGACGAUAACUCCGAUAGUGCUGAGCUUAGAAGAGCUCAUGCCAUUGGCCAGGAUGAGAUCCGACGGCGUCUCUAUGCUCUUCAGAACAACCUUAGUCGUCUCCACUUUAGUUGUCGCUCUUACCGUUCCUUUCUUUGCCAUCGUCGCCGCUUUGGUCGGAUCAUUUCUCGCAAUGCUUGUAGCAAUUAUCUUCCCUUGCCUCUGUUAUCUCAGUAUCCUCAAGCAUAGAUUGAGUAACGCGCAAAUCGGGAUAUGCAUUUCCAUCAUAGUAUUCGGUUUGGUGAGUGGCUGUUGCGGCACGUACUCGGCUCUUGCGAGAUUAGCCGGGAAAAUGAACUGAAUCUUCAACAUGGAGAUUUUCUUGCCCGAGAAAAUUGCUGGGAAAAUUUUUCUCAUUUGUAAUUUGUAAAGUAAAUUCCACCCAUUUGUAUGUCUUCUUAUCUCAGAGCAAACACACACUACGAGAACUUUGCAAAGGAAAACGCCUACAGAGUUUAAGUAAGACUCCGCCUUGUCCGAAAUCCGAAAUCAUCGAAGUACUGGAUUAGAAUC
Tarenaya hassleriana is the source of this 1965-nucleotide messenger RNA. Its product is annotated as vacuolar amino acid transporter 1-like. NCBI's taxonomy places the organism in Eukaryota, Viridiplantae, Streptophyta, Magnoliopsida, Brassicales, Cleomaceae. The record is from RefSeq and is a predicted model, not a curated record. The coding region runs from base 131 to 1753 and encodes 540 amino acids. Gene Ontology annotation, cellular component: plasma membrane. The transcript has 11 exons.